Messenger RNA from Spodoptera littoralis (African cotton leafworm), 972 nucleotides. The record is from the annotation of a GenBank genome assembly. NCBI's taxonomy places the organism in Eukaryota, Metazoa, Arthropoda, Insecta, Lepidoptera, Noctuidae.
AUGCAGGUCGAAUCACGCUCUGAACAUUUUGAACUUGACAAACAAUACAUCUGUCCAAAUAAGAUUUCAAAUAAACUUGAUCAGUGUAUCACAAACAUAGCGAAAAACAAUGGAUUUGUCAAAUAUGAUAUUGAAAAGAAAGAAUUUUGUACAAACGGAGGAAGUUAUUUAGGAUUACUUUAUGAAAUCAAUAUAUAUGGAGAUACAAAAGAAGGUGAGAAAGAACUAAAUAUAUUUGUCAAAAGCAUUCUCCCAGGUGAGAACGACUUGCAAAUAUUAUCAGUGCAUGAUGUUUAUGAAAAUGAAACGUUCGCUUACAACGUACUUUUCAAGAUGUUCGAUGAAGUACAAGAAGAAGCAAAUGUACCAAUUAAAGAAAGGUAUAAAACAGUAAAAAGCUAUGAAGAGAGUGAUGCAGAAAUUAUUAUAAUGGAGAAUGUAGCAAAAAAGGGUUUCAAAACUGGUCAUAGAAUGGACGUCGUAUCAUUAGAGUUCGCAAAAACGGCUAUUGAAGAACUUGCUAAAUUUCAUGCACUUUCCUUCGUGCUAAAGGAUGGUGAGAUAUCAGAGCUAAUACCAGUCGACUAUCAAAUGAUGUACUACGGAUGUCCUGUAGUGGACUUCCUAUAUUGUAUCAUGUGCUGUACUGAUAAGGAAUUCCGAAAAAAUUACCUAGUACAUUUGAAAAAUGUAUACCAUGAAGCAAUGGCAAGAUUUUUGAAACACUUUGAUCUCGACAUCAAUGAAUUAUAUUCAAGGGAACUUUUUGAGAAAGAUUACGACGCAAGACUGGAAAGUGGGCUAGUAAUGUCUUUCAUAUUUUUGCCUUUUGUGUUGGCUGCCGAAGAUGAUGUGCCCGAUUUGACCAAAGAUGACCGUGAUAUGAAUAAUCUAAGUUUUAACGUUGAUAAAAGGUAUAAAAGCAGGAUUCAAGGAAUUAUUGAAGACUACAUAGAAUGGGGUAUCAUUUGA